This is a messenger RNA of Amyelois transitella, 3139 nucleotides long. It is a transcript of the gene wls, whose product is annotated as protein wntless. The coding region runs from base 90 to 1721 and encodes 543 amino acids. Lineage: Eukaryota; Metazoa; Arthropoda; Insecta; Lepidoptera; Pyralidae. Gene Ontology annotation, molecular function: Wnt-protein binding. The record is from RefSeq and is a predicted model, not a curated record. Gene Ontology annotation, cellular component: endomembrane system; organelle membrane. Gene Ontology annotation, biological process: intracellular protein transport; Wnt protein secretion; Wnt signaling pathway. The transcript has a single exon.
CGAAGCGUCGAGCGAGAUCGGAAAACAAAGACAAUGGAUUUUUAUUAAUGUAAAUUGUAAGGUUAAAACUUUAAGAUAAAUCAUCCAAAAUGAGUGGAACGAUCAUCGAAAAUCUAAGCGGGCGUAAAUUAGCCGUGCUCAUGACUUUUUUGAUGCUGUGUCAACUAACAUGUUUCCUCAUAGGAGGUUUGGUCGCGCCCAAGCCAGCGAGUUUCCAAAAUAUACUUGCAACAGUGUGCAAAGAUACUUCAACAGUGAAAAAUGACACGACUAAGUGGUUCUACAAUCGCGGCAAGGGAUCCUGCAAGACCAUCGAACUUGAGAACUUGCAUCCCGACAUUUCCGAAACGGAUAUAGUGUUCGCAUUUCAAAUGCCGAUACCGCGUGAAAGCAAGAUUUUGGACUACUCGCGAUGGCAGCAAAACUUGAUCGGCGUAUUACAAAUUGACAUCGCUCAUGAUUCGCAAAUGGAAGUAAAGUCACGGAGCGUCGUUACCAUAGACGCACGACUGGCUUAUAGGAACAAAGGGGAUCCAGACGAUGAGUGGAAAUUAUACACUCAAUCUACCGUAAAACGCUAUCUCGACUGCGAUGCCAGUAUAGAAACUAAUGCUUAUUUACAUAACUGUGCGCCUAUACCACUUUUUGAGCUUGGUUCACUGUUCCAUGAUUACUAUUUACUCAAUGUGAGACUCCCAGUUGAUGCUCCUGACAUGAACACCAAUUUAGGACACAUUCAAGACAUGUGGCUGACUGCCAUCAAUCAAAAUGGAGGAUUCACCAAAGUCUGGGUGUCACUGAAGACAGCUUUCUUCCCUUGCAUCAUUGCCAUACUUGUGUGGUUUUGGAGACGCAUACAUAUGUUGGAGCGCAAGCCAGUUUUGUUGGAAAAGAUGUUGCUCAGCUUAGGAAUAGCAGUUUGUGUACUAAACAUGCCACUGGAGUACUUAACGUUACAUUAUGAUCUACCGUUUAUGCUUCUACUAGGUGAUAUGAGAGAGGGAGUGUUUUACGCAAUGUUAUUUUCAUUCUGGCUAGUUUUUGCUGGGGAACACAUGUUAAUACAAGAUGCAUCCGCACAGAGCUCCCUGAAGCAAUAUUGGCGUCACCUCAGUGCAGUGGCUAUUGGUUGCACGUCCUUAUUCAUUUUCGACAUGUGCGAACGAGGGGUGCAAUUAAGGAAUCCAUUCUAUUCCAUAUGGGUGACUGAUAUUGGAACAAAUCUUGCUCUUACAUUUAUAAUAUUGGCUGGUAUAUCUACUGGAGUGUAUUUCCUGUUCUUGUGCUACCUGGUCUGGCAAGUUUUUAAGAACAUUUCACACAAACGCCAGUCUCUACCUACAAUGUGUUCAGUGAGGCGUUUGCACUAUGAAGGAAUCAUUUAUCGCUUCAAAUUCUUGAUGUUGGCUACGCUGCUGUGUGCUGCGUUGACUGUAGUCGGAUUUAUACUGGGACAGGUGGCUGAAGGCCAGUGGAAAUGGGACGAGAACAUCAAACUGGAGUAUACGUCAGCAUUUUUCACUGGGGUCUAUGGGAUGUGGAACAUUUACAUAUUUGCUCUGUUGGUACUAUAUGCACCAAGUCACAAACGUUGGCCUGUCAAUGAGAAUACUUCAGACACCCAGAAUUUGAGUGAGGAGAUUGAAUUCAACCGUUUGCCAGUGGAAAGAAGUGAGAUAUCAUCGUUGACAUCAUUUAUAAGGAAGGCUACAAUUGACUAGAUAUUAUGUUAUACAAACAUUUUACCAAACUUGUCUAAUCUAAUAAGAAAGAGUAAAGCAAAUUUGCAUCAGUGUAUUUUUAAAUUUAGAAUAGACUGGCUUGGACUCAUACAUUGUAUUGAAGCAUGUUAUCUUACUGUGUCUUCUAGGAACCAACUGUGUACUCCAAUAUUUAGUAGGAAGUCUCCAUAUAAGGAUGUAGCCGUGUAGUUUGAGCAAUAACCCUAAUAACCUAUAGAUUUAAGUGUAGAUCUUUUGAUAUAAGUUUACUCAAUUUAUGUCGACUCGAAUAUUUUCAAUGUUACUGACUUUAACUCUAAAUUCAAUGCAGUUGUAUUGGUCUAUUUUUGUAAAGCUCUCAAUAAGUAUGACUCAUAGUCUGCUACCUAAGUCUGAUUCACAUAGAACAGGUUUUUUGACCUUGUCUUUCCAUUAAGCCGUGCUUCCAAAUUAAGCAUUUAGGAUAUAAAUUGCCAAUUUGUUACUUAUGAUUUCUGUGAUAGCUUUUGAACUAUGCAUUUAUUCUCAGUAUUGCUUAAUUUAGUUUCUUUUUAUUUAUACAAUUGUGUUGCCAGUAUUUGCAUGUUAUUUGUAAGUUUUUAAUUGUCGUAGUUAUAUAAAGUAGCCCGAUGGGAUUUGUACGCAAUUAAAAUAAUAAAGUUAUUUAAAUUCGAAUUGUUAUUUUUGUUAUUCGAACGCGGCAAAUAUUUUCUUUCUAAUUUGAAAAUAUUUCCCGCUAUUUCAUUUGUUAAUGACGUCACAAUUAGUUAACCUUGUUACGGAGGUAAGUGUUAACAUAACACAUUAUUUUUACGUAUUACCCGAGUAAGUACAUUUGAUUGACACUUUGAAUAUAACCAUAAACAAUCACAUUAGAAAUCUUAAAAAGUAAAUAAGAAACCCGGCACUUUCGUUAGAAAGGACAGAGUUUAUAAAUUGCCAGAAGGAUUUUUAUAUAUGUUAAAUAUAAAGAUCAUAUCAUAGAUCAUACUUAACCUUGUAAUCGAGUAUAAUGAAGCAUAAACACUAUUAUGCAGACUUAAACUCCUUCAAUAUGGAUGCAGUCUGCAGAUUAAAAAAUCUUUCUGGCUUAGAAAUUUUCUUGAAGAUAUCAUUUAUGGAAAAUGUAAAUAAGUAAUACAGAAUAGGCUAUUAAUAAAAAAAUACUUUUAUCUGAAUUAUACGAUAUUUUGGAAAUGACAAAUACGAUAACCCAUUUACACUCUAGUGUCACUUUUUAAUCAAAAUCCAUAAAUGAUCCUUUCAUAGAUAAUUUUUAAAGUAAGAUGUAUUUGUGAAAAAAUCUUGAAAUAAGUUGUUGGUACAUAAUUUCUUAGCUUUGCCAAAAAUGUUUAACAGUCUGGACUUCAGAUAUUAUUGAGAAAUCCUCUUUCUAUUUGGACUUAUUGAAUCUGAAC